CAGAACCCUACAAUGGACGCGACAUGGAAAUGGAUACUGACAGAAAGUUGUGACUAUGGCCCCUUUUAAGUGAGUUCAGAAUGUGCGGAUUCGAUAUGUGCGCAAUCUGCUAGUCCUGAAAAAGUGCUAGUUGCUAUUGCAAACGUCGACGGCUAUGCUAUGGCAUAACGCACCCUAACGGAAACUAGGGGAAGCGUGUUAUCUUUGAUCGGGAGGAUAAGGCCCGCCUUCCACUCGGAAGUUCCAAUUAGUACGACGACCUGAUGUCUGAGCGAAAGUUAGGCAGCGACCUAUUGGAUUUGUGGCGGGAUAAUGUUGUUAUGGACAAUGAUGUAGCAAACUUUACCGAGAAACAAUGUCUGCAACUGGCCCAGGAUUAUCAGGAACACUCUGCUACAGACGUGUCUCGUGUCUCUGGUGAUUGGUGUUCCCCGACGUGGGAUAGUUUUGCUUGUUGGUCAGCAGCACCCCCAGGGAGCCUGGUGGCACGGUCUUGCACUGUUCUUCUCCGAGCGGAACUGGACAACGUUGGAGAGCAACAGUUGACAACGCAGGCUGGUGAAGCCGAAUCAUUCGCGUUCCGUUUAUGCACUCCGUUGGGAUGGCUGCAGAAUACAACCAACUACAAUGCAUGCAUUGCAGCGCUAGGUGAUGAUCAAAUUACGGGGGCUCUACCAUCCGGCGCGAUAGCUAUUGCAACGAUUGUGUCUGCCUUCUCAGUCGUAUCUCUCAUUUUUCUCGCCGCGUCGGUGUUCAUCUUCACGUACUUCAGUUCACUUAGGUGUUCGCGGACACGCGUUCACCUCAACCUCGUGAUGGCGCUGCUGGUCAACUCGCUUCUGCUCACCAUUAUCACUCUGCCCGUUGUCGUCAACCACCAUUAUGAUUCCUUCAGUCCUUUAGCGAAUGGCGACGCCAACAGUGAAACUAUCAGGGGUCAUACAGAAAAAGCAACUUUUGUCGACUAUCGACUGCCAAAUGUCCGCAAUGAGCCGACGGCGUGCAAGAUAUCCUUAUGUAUCAAACUCUACUCGUCAAUGGCUUCUGUCAACUGGAUGUUCGUUGAGGGGAUUCAACUGCAUUCACGCAUUACAACGUCCAUUUUUCAACAAGAGGCACCUUUUAAACUUUAUUAUUUUAUCGGCUGGGGUUUUCCGCUGAUACUGAUCGUAGCAUGGGGAGUUAAAAUGCAGGAGAUACUUCCCCAUUCGACGUGUUGGGAGGGCUAUCGAUCGUAUGAUGUCGUUUGGCUUCUCACAGGACCUAAACUAGUCGUACUGCUCAUUAACUUUGUCUUUCUGAUGAACAUAAUUCGCAUCCUUGUGACGAGGGUAAAAUGCGUCACGGCUGAGAAUAAGCAAUUUAGAAAAGCAAUGAAGGCAACAGUGCUGUUAUUUCCAUUGCUUGGUACUACCCACCUCUUGUAUGGGAUCAGCCCUCAGGACUACGAUGAGAAGUUAAAUGGCCUCUAUAUGAUUGUGAACGCUGUGUUACAAUCCUCUCAGGGAGUCUUCGUAUCUGUGAUACACUGCUUUAUGAAUUCUGAAGUGCAAACACUAUUGCGCAAUGCCUAUCUGCGCGCGUUAAUUCGCCGCAAUCCAAACCGACGUUCGUUUUUGUCAAAUAAUGCCACACCUUCGCAGACUUCGGCAAUUUUUCUCGCCCACUCGUGUUCUGUUAGCAGAAGACCAUCAAGUCAUCUUCAAGCGUAUUCAUCUAGUGGACGGCACAGUCGAUUCACGCAUCGCCGUUCUGGCCAGCUUCUGCUGCAGGGACAUAUGACUCAAACUAUGAGUCCACAGCAUAACAACAACUGCAGCCUGCAUACGUCGCAUAACUGCACUCCGCACAUCCCAGAUGGGGGUCAAAAUAUUUAUCGACCUUAUACAAGGCGAGAACAGCAGCACCAGCAUAUACAUCGGCGGAUGCAACGCCAUCGACAGGGCGUACGGAGUGCGCGAAGUCUCUCACCCUUUAGGAAUACGCCUUCACUGGAAUCUUCGUCCCCUUGUCGAUGUUCCUCUGCAAGUGUUAUGAACAUAUACAGGACGCCGAGAAACAGAGGUACGAUCAAACUGAACGUCUUCCGUAACCAAGCCACACCUGAGGUUCGCCUCGACUGCGGAAUUGCUAUUGUUGAAUCUGUCGACCUCUGAGAUGGAGCGAAAGAGGAAGCGAUCCCACUUAAUAACGGACAGUCAUUGGCUGCUACAGAUCAUAAGCUUACACCACUAGGAACAAAACCGAACAAGAGUGGACCCAAAACAUCUAAAUCAUUUUAGAGGAAGCCUAUGCCUAACAGCCUAUGUAUGCUAGAUAGAUCUCCGAAAUGGGUUGGAGGGUGGGAGCGGUGAGCUCAAUCGUUUUAACGUUACUAUUGAUUUUAGCCUAAACCAUUCCUCGUUAGCCCGAAGCGUUUUAAGAACGCGGUUCUGUUCAUGGUGCUAGAACUAAUUUGAAUAGCUAUAGUAACAGGUAGAUGACAUAAUGUUAUUUAUUGCGGUUUUCGUAUGGAGGUAGGAUGUGUGCAGACGAUAGGGAAACAGCGUACAGGGAACAUUCCUUGUGACUCUGUCGUACUCCCUGUGUAAAUCAGUAAAAAGAAGAGUUAUCAUCAACGACUAGUCGACAGCGAUGUAAGUUUAUGAAACUAAGUAGCUAAAAAAACAAAGGGAAAAAAUAUUUAUUGUAUAUAUAUUUCAGACGAUUCACCGCAAUGAAAGCUUGGUACUUCGUCAGUUAUUGUGUUGUACAAAAGAUCUAAUCAGUUUGCUAUGUACAUACAAAAUGACUGUGCAUACUACCGCACCAGAAUUGUGCCGAGGUAUAUAAGAAAAGUUAAUUGGAAUACCA
Varroa destructor (honeybee mite) is the source of this 2853-nucleotide messenger RNA. Its product is annotated as corticotropin-releasing hormone receptor 1-like. The record is from RefSeq and is a predicted model, not a curated record. Gene Ontology annotation, cellular component: plasma membrane. Lineage: Eukaryota; Metazoa; Arthropoda; Arachnida; Mesostigmata; Varroidae. Gene Ontology annotation, biological process: adenylate cyclase-modulating G protein-coupled receptor signaling pathway; cell surface receptor signaling pathway. Gene Ontology annotation, molecular function: peptide hormone binding; G protein-coupled peptide receptor activity.